This is a messenger RNA of Suillus subaureus, 690 nucleotides long. RefSeq lists its product as uncharacterized. The record is from RefSeq and is a predicted model, not a curated record. Lineage: Eukaryota; Fungi; Basidiomycota; Agaricomycetes; Boletales; Suillaceae. Bases 1 to 690 code for a protein of 229 amino acids. The transcript has 4 exons.
AUGCUUGCUGCCCUCGCAUUGACCAUUUUGGCCUCAUCUGCUGCUAUAUUCGUACAUGCCGAUCCAGACCCAACAAAUCCUGGGCCUGGAGAUGUCUUCAUCGUGGGCCAGGCCUGUUCUAUUACCUGGAACCCGGAUACCACUGGCGCGUGGAAGACUAUGAUCAUUCAGUUGAAGACGGGAGACAACUUCGACAUGGUCAACUUGACCACGGUCGGCACCGUUGACGGAACGGACGCGACGAAAACCUCAUUCUCUUAUACUUGUCCUCAGGUUACACCCUACUCGCCUAUAUACUUUUACCAGUUUUCUUCUCCAGCUUCCACCAACAGUGUCUGGACUGGACGAUUCACGAUCACUGACAACGCGAACGAUAUCGUCCCUGCGGCUGAGAGCACCCAGCCCGACGGUGAGGCCAUUCCUUGGGGUACCGGCGCGCUCGUCAAUUCGACUUCAACUACCACCGUUGGUACCACGAGUUCCAUGUCAGCUACGGUUAGUGCACUUGGAACACCGAGUGCUACCUCUUCCAACGCUAGCGUUAGUACCACGACUGCAUCUCCAACUUCGACGCCAUCCUCUGGUUCGCAAGCAACUGGCGGUGGGCUCGGCCUAGCCGCGCAAAGAAUCGGCUGGAAGACUGCUUUAACCCUGGGCGUCUCUGCACUGGGUUUCACUUUGAUGCUUUAG